AGUUGUCUGUGAGGCUGCGGAGCGUGAAAGUAUCGCAGGGUGCGCGGAAAAUCGAUUCGGUUCCGGCAAAAGUUUCCGCAUGAGGAUAAGCAGCGGAGGGAUUGUCAUAGUCUAUUGUAUCUGCAAGUAGGCCAACAAAAUGCAAGUCGUCCCAAUUGUGUUUGCGGUGAUACAGUGCUGUUCAGUGUUAGCACAACGAGAUUCAGGUGACUUCAAUCCGAACGGAGAUACAGUUUCUUCGGUGCUGAAUCCCAACGAUGGCAGCACCUUCGUCCAAGUCAACAGCGGAUUUCAGGCUCAGAACAGUUUACCACAACAGUCCCAAGGUCAAGGAUUGAGUGAUGCGUCCUCGGACGUUCAGCAGAGGAACUACCAGAAAGUAGGCGUCGACUUUGACAGAGGAAAGUACGUAGAUCCAUUCUCGGUGGACUUCGAAUACCACGACUACGAUGAAAUGACGAAGCUUCUGCGACAAACUACAUCUAGAUAUCCGUCCCUAACUGCCCUCUAUUCCAUCGGAAAAUCCGUCCAAGGAAGAGAUUUAUGGGUCAUGGUAGUGUCUGCAUCUCCAUACGAGCACAUGAUUGGAAAACCGGACGUCAAAUAUGUAGCAAACAUGCACGGAAAUGAAGCAGUCAGCAGAGAACUCAUGUUGCAUUUGAUUCAUUUCCUUGUUACAAGUUAUUCUAAAGAUCCCUACAUCAAAUGGCUUCUGGAUAACACCCGAAUUCAUAUAAUGCCUUCAAUGAAUCCAGAUGGAUUUGAAGUUUCAAAAGAAGGAACUUGCGAUGGAGGACAAGGAAGGUACAAUGCACGAGGUUUUGAUCUCAACAGAAACUUCCCUGACUACUUCAAACAGAAUAAUAAGAGAACCCAACCAGAAACAGAGGCAGUGAAGGAAUGGGUUUCAAAGAUACAAUUCGUUUUGUCUGGAAGCCUGCACGGAGGAGCCCUAGUAGCAAGCUACCCCUUCGACAACACCCCAAACUCUAUAUUCCAAAGUUACUCCUCCCCAUCAUUGACACCUGACGAUGACGUAUUCAAACAUUUGGCUCUGACUUACUCGACGAAUCACGCUAAGAUGAGCCGUGGCGUUUCUUGCAAAACAUCACAGACCUCCUUCAAAAGGGGUAUAACGAAUGGAGCAGAAUGGUAUCCUCUGACAGGUGGAAUGCAGGAUUUCAAUUACGUUUGGUACGGCUGCAUGGAAGUGACUCUGGAGGUGUCUUGUUGUAAAUUCCCCCCUGCUCAUGAGUUGCCCAAAUAUUGGGAGGACAACAAAUUGUCUUUGAUCAAAUACCUAGCCGAAGCCCACAGAGGAGUGCAAGGCUUCGUCAUAGACGAGAACGGCAAUCCCAUUGAAAAGGCUUCGUUGAAAAUCAAAUCGAGAGACGUGGGUUUCCAAACGACGAAGUACGGCGAAUUCUGGAGGAUAUUACUGCCCGGAGUUUACAAACUGGAAGUAUAUGCAGACGGCUACAUUCCAAGAGACCUAGAAUUCAUGGUAGUCGAUGAACAUCCCACUCUACUCAACGUCACUCUACACGGAGCAAAGCCUGGUCAGUAUUUUCCACCACCGGUGACUUCUCCACCCAAAACUAUUCUAUCUAUCGACAAUAGUAACAUACGUCAAUUAGCUGAUGAUUCUGUCACUUUUCCCAAAGAAUGAAGAACGUAGAAAGGAUGGCAACGUGUACCGGCCCCAGCAACAGUUCUUCCAUCGCCCCGUAUACCAGCAGCAACCUCAAGAAACCGGUAUAUUCUCUUCUAUUAGCAACGGAUUCUCGAAUCUGGUCAAUUAUUUCGGUUGAGGAAUAAUUGCUGGAUCUGAUAUCAUCGCACUGAAUAUUUAUUUAUGUGUCACGAAUUGUUAAGUCUGAUGCAAGAAGGGCAGAGGCGUUUAUUUCAUUUUUCUACAAACGUCAAAAAAUGACUAGGUUCGCGCCUUGAUAACAAAUACCUUGCACAAAACAAUGCGCGAAGUAAAACAGUGCGCGAAGUACCUACUUCGCGCAUUAUUAUGUAAAAUAUAUGAGAUAUUUAUAUUUCAACUUUAUGGUCCUCAAUCGGGCAAACGUCCACGAAAUCAUUUAUUUCUGAAUGUUCAACAAUAACUUUGUUUUAUCUCUUGGAGCGCACGAAAUGAAAUUCCUAUUAUGUUCGUGGAACAUCGUGCGUACCUAGGGAGGAUAGGGGGAGGCCUUUAAGCCAGUUCAACACUAUUUUUUGUAUCAAGCUGAGGAUAUUUUUACUUUAGAACUUUAUUUAUGACGUUUGUAGAAAAAAUGUUGUUUGCAACUCGAGCGCGAAAUACUUUGGUCAUCUCGACUAUUUUUUUAACUCGGCUACACCUCGUUAAAAAAAUCAGAUCUCGAUCACCAAAGUAGCAUUUCGCGCUCUAGAUACAAAAAUAACUAUUUUGAUAGGAUACAAUCGUGAGAUUUAGUACAAAUUGAAAAAUAAGGCAGCUAAUGCGUCACUUUAUUCAACAUUGAUUUCACGAAAAAAAAAAUCCAGUGGUGCGACAAAACUUGAACAAAUUGCGAUUUCAAGGUAUUUCCCAAAGAUGCCGGAAGUUUCAUUUUAUUAAAUAGAAAUGGUUUGGUUGAAUGUCAUUCUUGCACCAGAGCCCUAAAUGCUUUGAUGAAAAUUAAUGUUUGCAAUAACGAUAUAAAAGCACAUUGUGAUUUUAUUGAAGAAUGUCCUCUUCUGCACUUGCCCAAUAUAAAACAUACCUUGUGUUAGAUAUUAAGGAAUAAUGUUAUCAGAAUAUUUAUUAUAUAAAAAUUUGUGGAAUAUUUAUUUUGUCUGUUAUUAACACAAAGAAAUCAUGUAGGCUUAGAGUAUGUUAAUUCAACAUGUCAUUCAGUGAAUGUAAAACUAGUCUGUCCAAUAUUCAGUGUAUUUUCAAUAACAGGCAAUAAAAAAAUAGUACAUUGUUUUAUUAGGAUCAAAUGUGACACUUUGUUUGACAAGCGAAUCAUGCGAGUCAAACAGUCACUUUUGAUCCGAAUGAAACAUGUAUUUUUUCUGCAAUCGAAAUAAUUGAUAUCUAAUUAAUAAAAUAUAAAUAAAAAUACCACUAUUUUGAGUCACUUGAGCAUGCCAGUGUCAAAGCAGCUAUCAUAUUAGCUGUUAUUCGACACGUUUUUAGUUCCUAGGAGGUAAACCGUUUUUAGUUCCUAGGAGUUAAACUUCAACUUUAGCUCCUAGACACUAAAUGUGUUGCCUAGCAACAUACACUAAUCAUUUCAUUGUGUCAGUAAGAGAAACUUCAACUUCAAUGGCUAAUUUUGGAACGAAAAUGGUAGACUUUUGAGCCGAUUGCAGAAAAAGUAUACUUAUUUACGUUGAAAUACACUCAUGACAGCCAAAAUAUGCGACUAGUUCUGCAAGAUAAAAAGAUUUCGGAGAAUAGUUAGGAUAGAAGUGUUUCCUAAGUAUGUGUUUGAUUCUUUGUGUUAUAGGAAUCACCGCCAUCUAUUUAGGAAACAUUCUGUACACUUAUUGCAACCUUUGCCAAGUAAUAGAAAUGUUUCAUUGAACUAAAAUAUGUUAUUAAUAAUGAUAUAUAAUAUUUUUGAAUGUUAUG
Phaedon cochleariae (mustard beetle) is the source of this 3592-nucleotide messenger RNA. Lineage: Eukaryota; Metazoa; Arthropoda; Insecta; Coleoptera; Chrysomelidae. The record is from the annotation of a GenBank genome assembly.